AUGCCUCCGGAACGAAACAAUGCGCCGGUGAAGCUGUCACUGCCUCUGCAAUACCAGCAGGACAUCUUCACCGAACUACGCGCCGAGGAUGAGCUGGUCGUGCUUGCUCGUGGCCUUGGGCUCCUGCAACUGAUAACAAACUUCCUUCACUUUCACGAUGCGGCCGGGAAUAAUUUGGUGUUGGUGGUCGGCGCGGAUGAACGAGAAAAUGAGUGGAUCGGAGAGGCAUUGUCGGAGCAUAAUGACCGCAGCAAGUCUCCACUGGCUAGAGGUUUGAGAGCGAUCAAUACCGAUAAAGCGAGUGUAUCCAUGCGAGAGCGAAUCUACGCCCAAGGUGGUAUUCUGAGUGUGACAUCCAGGAUUUUGGUCGUUGAUUUGCUGUCAAAGCUGCUCGAUGCUGAAAAGGUAACGGGCAUGGUUAUCCUGCAUGCUGAUAAGGUCGUUGCAACUUCUUUGGAAGCGUUCAUCGUGCGCAUCUACCGACAAACGAACAAGCGCGGCUUUUUGAAGGCCUUUUCCGAGUCUCCUGAGCCAUUUACUACAGGCUUUGCGCCACUGGCUAAUAUGCUGCGCAAUCUGUUUCUUCGAAAGGCAUCUCUAUGGCCCAGAUUCCAUGUCGCCGUGUCCGAGGCACUGGAAGGAGACCGCAAGGCCGAAGUAAUUGAACUGGAAGUUCCAAUGAGCUCGAAGAUGCGAGAAAUUCAGAACGCAGUGCUUGAAUGUGUGGACCUCAGUGUUGCGGAGCUUCGCAAGGCCAACACCGGGCUAGACAUGGAAGAGUGGACCGUGGACAGCGCCCUGCACAGAAACUUUGCAGCGUCAAUUAGACGGCAAAUGCAACCUAUCUGGCAUAGAGUGACUUGGCGCACUAAACAAAUUGUUGGCGACCUAACAGAUCUUCAAUCUAUCCUUCAAGCUCUGCUUACUUACGACUCGGUGUCUUUUGUUAAAUUUUUGGAUACAAUUGUGAUGGGCAGUGCGCCACCUCCAGGAUCCAAUCCCCACAAUCACUCGCCAUGGCUUUUUCUUGAUGCUGCACAUGUUCUUUUCCAAACAGCGAAGUCAAGAGCCUACGAAGGGAAGCUUGAUGCAUCUUCUUCGGCCGCAUUCUCAGCUGCCUUGCAACCCGUUCUUGAACCGCUUCCAAAAUGGGAUGUACUUGCAGAGGUACUGCAGGAGAUUGAACAUGAUGCUUACUUGCAUCCAACCAAUGUGGAUGAAUCAAAUAGCACCAUACUAAUCAUGUGCAGUGAGGUCAAAACGUGUUUUCAGCUUCGUGAGUACAUCGGCACUAUGAGUACCAAAAUUGGGACUGUAACAAAGCCCCAACAUGGAGACGGAGAGGCGGACGAGCCAAGCGAGGAAAAUUCUUCGGCAGAUGUCAUUAUGAGACGCCGAUUACGAAGCUAUCUCAACUGGAAAAGAUCGCUGUCGAACGUCAAUAAAAAUCUAUCGCAGGACGAAAAUCAGCCUAGGACACCAACAGGAGCGGCAUCGGGCCAAAGACAACAAGGAAGACUCCCGCCAAACAAGCGUCGGCGAGUGCGAGGUGGAGGAGCAGUUAAUUCUGCAGCUGCGCGCGUGCCGAACAGCAGUGUUCAAACUCAGGUUGAGCAACCUAUCGAGGUCAUUAAUCUUCUCAAUGAGAUCCAGCCCACAGAGGUCGAGGAAACGCAAAAAAUCGAAAUUGACAUCGACGAACUCGAGGACAUGGAAGAUUAUUACGAGCUUUACGAUAUGAAUGAUCUUGUCAUGAUUCAUUCAUAUGAUGGUGACAUGGAUGAACACAUUCUAGAAGAAGUUCGGCCGCGGUACAUCAUCAUGUAUGAGCCAGACUCUGCAUUCAUUCGCAGGGUUGAAGUUUACCGUAGCUCACACUCUGGCCGGAAUGUGAAGGUAUACUUCAUGUAUUAUGGCGGAUCGGUCGAGGAGCAGCGAUACCUGAGUGCCGUGCGUCGGGAGAAAGACUCCUUCACCAAGUUAAUCAGGGAAAAAGGGAAUAUGGCUGUCACUUUGACUCAUGACAAGAGUGCCGAAAACCCGCAAGAGCAGUUCCUCCGCACAGUCAAUACUCGUAUCGCUGGAGGUGGACGGCUUGCAGCAACGGCAGCUCCGCCACUGGUGGUGGUCGAUGUGCGGGAGUUUCGAAGUGCGCUUCCGUCUCUUUUACAUGGAAACAACAUGAUCGUGGUCCCCGUUCAACUCACAGUGGGCGAUUAUAUUCUCACUCCCGAAAUUUGCGUCGAGCGAAAGUCCGUUCAGGAUCUCAUGCAAUCUCUAAGAAAUGGACGCUUGUACAACCAAGCUGAAACCAUGCUUCAACACUACAAAAACCCUCUGCUCCUAAUCGAGUUCGACCAGGACAAAGCUUUUACCUUUGACGCGUUCACAACUGGCAACAUCAGGACUGAGUCGGGAUUCUCCACAACCGGGGCGCCCACCAGCUCUAGUUCGAGCUCAAUGACCAACUCAUCAAACGCCAAAAGUGCCCAGCACUUACUCGUCCUUCUCACGCUCGCAUUCCCACGACUCAAAAUUAUCUGGUCAUCUUCGCCCUACCAGACCGCUGAGAUCUUUGCGGAACUAAAAAAGAAUAGCCCUGAGCCCGACCCGGUUCGGGCCGUCCAAAUUGGGUUGGACAUCGAUAUCUCUGGAGCUGAGUCUGGCGAUGUCAUGGCUGCGACUGGGAUUGAGCAUCGUACCUUCAAUCUCCUGCCACAAGAUAUGCUAAGGGCCGUACCUGGUGUGACACCGCAAGCACUUGACCGUCUUACUUUAGAGACGGACAAUAUCAGUGAGAUAGCUAAUAUGGAUGAGGAGCAACUGGAUCCGCUGGUUGGGAAAGAAGCUGCUCGUAAGAUUGUAUCGUUCUUCCGGAAGAACCUUUUUGAUGACUGA
Penicillium longicatenatum is the source of this 2898-nucleotide messenger RNA. RefSeq names its product ssDNA endodeoxyribonuclease RAD1. Gene Ontology annotation, cellular component: nucleotide-excision repair factor 1 complex. NCBI's taxonomy places the organism in Eukaryota, Fungi, Ascomycota, Eurotiomycetes, Eurotiales, Aspergillaceae. Bases 1 to 2898 code for a protein of 965 amino acids. Gene Ontology annotation, molecular function: single-stranded DNA binding; single-stranded DNA endonuclease activity; damaged DNA binding. The transcript has 6 exons. The record is from RefSeq and is a predicted model, not a curated record. Gene Ontology annotation, biological process: double-strand break repair via single-strand annealing, removal of nonhomologous ends; nucleotide-excision repair involved in interstrand cross-link repair; resolution of meiotic recombination intermediates.